Messenger RNA from Arabidopsis thaliana (thale cress), 1608 nucleotides. It is a transcript of the gene PPX2, whose product is annotated as protein phosphatase X 2. Gene Ontology annotation, cellular component: plastid stroma. Gene Ontology annotation, molecular function: hydrolase activity; protein serine/threonine phosphatase activity. Bases 231 to 1271 code for a protein of 346 amino acids. NCBI's taxonomy places the organism in Eukaryota, Viridiplantae, Streptophyta, Magnoliopsida, Brassicales, Brassicaceae. The transcript has 7 exons. Gene Ontology annotation, biological process: reciprocal meiotic recombination. The record is from RefSeq and is marked reviewed.
AGAGAGAGAAAAAAAAGAAAGACAGAGAGUUUGGGGGAGAAAACACCCCUUCGGAGAGGAGCAAAGCCUCUCCUGGGGAAGAAGAAGAAGAACACGACUUUUUGCUUCUUCUUUUUAAUGCAGAUUUUCUAAAGGUCUUCGUAAAUUUUGCGUCUGAUUAUCAAAUUAGGUUUUUUUUGUUGUUUCCAUUAGUUGUCUCAUUGUCUGUGAAGAGAAAGGAACAGAGGAAAAUGUCAGACCUAGACAAGCAAAUAGAGCAGCUUAAACGCUGCGAGGCUUUGAAGGAAUCAGAAGUGAAGGCUCUUUGUCUUAAAGCUAUGGAGAUUCUAGUUGAAGAGAGCAAUGUUCAAAGAGUCGAUGCUCCUGUCACUAUAUGUGGCGACAUUCAUGGACAGUUCUAUGACAUGAAAGAGCUUUUCAAAGUUGGGGGUGAUUGCCCUAAGACCAAUUAUUUGUUUCUUGGAGAUUUUGUUGACCGAGGUUUUUAUUCGGUUGAGACAUUUCUACUUCUUCUAGCUCUCAAGGUAAUUAUAAAUAGCCCAACGGUGGUUUACUUCGGUUUGUGCAAAGAAAUGAAUGAAUUGGAUGGUCUUCUCUGCAAAUGGGUUCUAGGAUCCCUCAAUUUUGGUUACUUUCUACAUUCUCAGGUUAGAUAUCCAGACCGUAUAACUCUCAUUAGAGGGAACCACGAGAGCCGGCAGAUUACGCAGGUAUAUGGAUUUUAUGAUGAGUGUCUGCGUAAAUAUGGCUCUGUAAAUGUUUGGAGAUACUGCACAGAUAUCUUUGACUACUUGAGUCUUUCAGCUCUUGUCGAGAACAAGAUAUUUUGUGUUCAUGGAGGUCUCUCUCCAGCUAUUAUGACUCUAGACCAGAUCAGGGCUAUUGAUCGAAAGCAAGAAGUACCACAUGAUGGUGCUAUGUGUGAUCUUUUAUGGUCUGAUCCAGAAGAUAUUGUCGAUGGUUGGGGAUUGAGUCCCCGUGGUGCCGGAUUCCUUUUCGGCGGCAGUGUUGUUACGUCUUUUAACCACUCAAACAACAUUGAUUACAUAUGUCGAGCUCAUCAGCUAGUGAUGGAAGGUUACAAAUGGAUGUUCAAUAGCCAGAUAGUCACUGUUUGGUCUGCCCCAAAUUACUGUUAUAGAUGCGGUAAUGUAGCUGCAAUUCUAGAGCUCGAUGAGAAUCUAAACAAAGAGUUUCGUGUCUUCGAUGCAGCCCCACAAGAAUCGAGAGGAGCUCUAGCCAAGAAACCUGCACCUGAUUAUUUCCUGUGAGACGCAAGUGAAUACAGAAACUGGUUCCUUCUUCUCAUUGCAGAGCAAGAAAGCUACCCAAAAUCAUCGGUGUAUAGGUUGUAAAAAUGCAAAAGAAUCUACAAUCCAUGUGUUGCCAAAGAGAUCUCUACUCAAGGGUCCGUUUGAGUAGAAUCUUUGUGUCUUAAAAAAAGCUUUUUUUUUUUUUUUUCCUUCUCUUUUGUUUGUAAUGCUACUUUUACAAAAAGAAAAAUUGUGAAAGAAGAGCCUCCAUGGAAUUUUUUAAAACCCUACUGAUUGAUUGAUACACAAGAAAAGGAUCAUGCUUUUAGUCGGAGUAAACAAAAUUGCAAGGUCA